AAAGCUAACACAAAUAACUCGACUAGCCAAGGAGAACAAGUGCUGGAUGCAGAGGAGUUCGUCACUUUCUACCACUCGCUCCUCAAGAUGCCCAUGGUCGAAAAGCUCUUCGAAAAGUACGGUGACGAAAAGAACCACACUAUGAGCGUGGAGCAGCUGCAGCAGCUGUAUCAGGUGGAGCAGGGAGUGCAGCUGCAGGAGGAAGACGCCAUCAGACUCGUGCAGAACAGCGAACUUAGCAACGCUAAGACCAAUAACUUGCUUACCUACGAUGGUUUCUACCACCUGUUGUUGUCUGAUCACUUCAACAUCUACAACUACGAGCAUCAGAGCACCGUGCACCAGAGCAUGACCGAACCUCUGGCACAUUACUACAUCUCAUCGUCGCACAACAC
Molecule: messenger RNA, 395 nt
Organism: Hyalella azteca
Lineage: Eukaryota; Metazoa; Arthropoda; Malacostraca; Amphipoda; Hyalellidae
Product: 1-phosphatidylinositol 4,5-bisphosphate phosphodiesterase delta-4-like
Exons: 3
Biological process (GO): phosphatidylinositol-mediated signaling; lipid metabolic process
Molecular function (GO): phosphatidylinositol-4,5-bisphosphate phospholipase C activity
Source: RefSeq, a predicted model, not a curated record